UUCGGAGAAUCUUUCAACCGGGGUUGAGGUCAAAAUGGUUUUGUCGGCUGGCAAAUGCCAUUACUUUCCGACUCUUCAGGAUUCUCAAGAUGCCAUCAGCUAAUCAACGUCCGAAAAUAUUCCGCUUCGCCAGAUUCAAUGUUGAUGCUCUCUGUUUCCUCGCCAGCCGCCUUCGCGACGGAAUUAGUUGUGACUGUGAUGCAUCUCAAGCUCCAGUGUAUGGUAGUCUGAACUGGGCGAUCUCCAUCCUCUUUACUGAUGGAGUGGAGUGGCUAUUGAGAUCACCACUAAACGAGAAUGGAGCUAUUCCGUGCCCUCGAACAAACUCUAUGCUGCUGGAGAGUGAAGCUAUCACGCUCAAAUAUAUCCGAUCUCAUAGUUCGAUUGCUGUUCCUGAGGUCUUUGCAUACAGUUGUUCCAAGGAGAAUGAAAUAGGGGUGCCCUACAUCUUGAUGAGCAAAGCACCUGGAUGCCCUCUUCGGCUUCACUGGACGCAUAUGUCCUGGAAUGGCAAGGCAAAAAUUCUCCGCCAGCUUGGAUCUAUUACGUUGCAGUUAUGCCAACUUAAAUUCGACCAGAUUGGAUCGCUUUUUGAAAGCGUACAUGGUCCGGUGAUCAAGACAUGCUUGACAAGGGGACUACUGGUGCACGAGAGGCACACACUUGAUCUAAACCGCGGCCCCUUCACCUCCACCAUUGACUUCUACGGAGCGUUGAUUUCAGCGCUGCAAGAUCAUGCCAGCAUUCUUCCUCUCAACCCGCGCUGCUUCUUUGCACCAUUUCCUUUACCAGAGGAUUAUGAGGAUGACGCUCAAUUCGAGCGUUCCCGCGACCGGUGGCAUGAUUUUGUCGCGCUACAUUCCAAAAUUGAUGGUUCCGAUAAUCGGACAGAUUAUAUGAUCGUAAGUGACCUACUUGCUGACAUGCGGAAAAAAUGGGUCAGAGACACAUCCUUCAAGGAGGACUCGUGCCAUUACUCAUUGCACCACCCGGACAUCAGCGUGAACAAUAUCUUUGUUGAUGAGGAAUACAAUAUUACAUGUGUUAUCGACUGGGCGUUCUGUUCGUCUGUGCCUCUUUCAGUGGCCAUCACAGAGCCUGGACUCCCUCAAUCACGAAACGAGCUGUCGGAACAACUUCGAGAGCAAUUUCAGCGGGGCUUUCGGGAAGCAGUGUACAACGCUUCAGAUGUCAAUCCGAAGAGAAGAGCUCUCCUCUGCCGAGUCCUGCAACAUAGCUGCCCCAUGUGGUUGCUUUCUCGUAUUCUCAACUUUGAUACGGUCGUGGAUUUUUCCCUGCUAAAUGAACUCUGGGCAAUCGUCAACAGCACCGGGGGUCAACUUCUGAUGGAGUUUAAAACAAGACAGGCCUGGGAUGCUUAUGGGAAGAUACAUGCGCUGCUGAAGAGAGAUGAUGAUCACUCCGGGGUGGCAGAAAAGAAACAUUUUGAUCGGAGGUCUCAAGUUGAUUUGACUGUUGCUAGAAAAUUGACUCUUAUUUCACAAUGGUCUUCACGGUACAGCCAGCCAGGCUCCUUAGCACUCAGAGCGGAAAGCCCCGCAUUCAAAGCCGACAGGACUUUGUGGAAGUGGAUUGACCGAAGCCUGGCGGACCUCCAAGCUAUGUAUCACUGAAUCUUCCAACACCAACCCCAAAAUCCUGCACCUUCCAUUUUUAUGACCUCCUCAAGCGGAUGUAUUCCGUACGAACGUUCUCCUCGUCCUCUGUCUCGUCAUCGAUAACCUAGAUAUGUUCAGUUUUAUGUAUAAAAUCAGGGGCUUCUGCUUGACAUACAACUGCCAUUAGGGUGCUGGAUGUCUUGUUGCUGAUGCUCCCCGUUCGCCAUUCACUAUCUACUACAACUUAGCCUGGACUGAAGCUGAGGGAGCAACGAAGGCACAUACCUACCGCCGCGAAGGACAAAGUAAACUUUGUCUCCCGCAACAUGGUAUUCUUUCUUUUCAGAAUCAGAAGGCGGAUCUGGCAAGUCCUCCGGUGUUGACGGUUGUGGUCGCCUUCUGGGCAUUAAGAAUGCAAAAGGGUUGGCCUGCUAGGAUGCCUUGCUCAAUAAUUAUCUGCUUCUCGCUUUUGCUUUGGUACUGCUCAAUCUCAAGACUGAUACCUUGGGACGAUGAAGCUGGAUUUGGUGCUUUCAAUGAGUUCGCCUUUCGGUCGUUCAAGCAGAAAGAGAGAGAGGUGGGCUUAUCUGUUCCCCGCCCAAAAGAGCCAAUCAUAAUACAAUCUGAAUAUGUCGAUGAAAGUUCCCCCAUGUCAAAGCGGGUCCGAACUUGGCAUAGCUUCGACGCCAAGGCGGCCCCGCUGAAUUGUAAAGAAGCAAAGUAUUCGGGAUUCGAUUAAUUGCGGCUAGUUGUAGGCACAGGUUUAUACACAUUCAAACCAACCUAGUGUAUACAAGUAUUAAUCGAAGGAAUCACAAAUUACUGUCCUGUCCCCCUUCGAACCUUUUCAGUUGUGAAACCCAUGUUCCAUGCUCAAGAUCAAACCCCAUUGCCACGCUAUCUAAUCGCCUUCUAGCUGAAGUGCACUGCAAUGGCCAUCUCUGCAUCCUUCACAUAGGUCACUAAUGUGAGAACCUUUGCUUUUAGAUGAAUAGUGAGACAUAUCCAUCUGUAUCCCGCACCAUUUUUUGAUACGGUAUGCGACUCUUUCCGCAUAUGACCCAUCUAGGCGUGGUCGGCUAAGAUCGUUGCAGCCCUCGCAGCGUUGGUGAUAUACCCUUGCAUUGUACUUCGCUCCGGGGUACAUUCGUAUAGUGAUGGCAACUCUCUUGCUUGACCAUCUACGAGAGGCACAGGUUCUGUUGCGACACAUGAACCAACCCUUGAUGUUUGUGUCGUACUCUCUGUUACAGCCUGCAGAGUCGUCAACGUCAUGGAAGGUGAAAUAAAGUCCCUCUUCUUCCAGCAAGCGUGAUACACCGCCGUGGUGUGUUGGAUACAUGGACGAGCAAGCAUGGGCUAGGGAGCUUUCGAUGUGCUGCCCGAGAGCCCGUUCACUUUUGAACGAUCGGUUGCAGCUGUCGCAAUUGUACGAGGCAGCAUGGGCUGGGGAGCUUUCGAUGUGCUGCUCGAGAGCCUGUUCACUUUUGAACGAUCGGCUGCAGCUGUCGCCAUCGUAAGAGGGGGCAUGGGCUUGGGAGGUUUGCUCCUUGCUCUCAAAUAGCCAAGGAUACACCUUUUCAUAGUUGGUGAACUAGAUCAGCAGGAAUGAUAAUAAUGGUCUCGAAUAAACGUAAGUCCAAGUUAGUGCUUGAAAAGAUGCGGAGUACUGUGUCCAAUACAACAUGUCAAUUCAUUGUCUAAUAGAGAUCGCAAGAACAUGCUUUUCUCCAAUGUUUGCAAAUGACUUCUCUGCAGGACGUGGCCUGAUGUUAUUGCGAAGGUAGCGAAGCUUGAAUAAAUAUUAUUGAUCAAACACACUUGAUAACUGGCCCAUGUGUGGGUGUCUUAACACCAAGUCACAUCGCCCGCACGCUAUUGGCUAUCGAGGUGGUGCCUGAGCCAUGCAAGCGAUCUGUCGACGUGGAAUUAAACUCUGGUAUUGCUCUGGAGCGAUUGCUAAGCUGCUACCUUUUGUUA
Messenger RNA from Blastomyces dermatitidis ER-3, 3599 nucleotides. RefSeq lists its product as uncharacterized. The transcript has 3 exons. The record is from RefSeq and is a predicted model, not a curated record. NCBI's taxonomy places the organism in Eukaryota, Fungi, Ascomycota, Eurotiomycetes, Onygenales, Ajellomycetaceae. Bases 90 to 1634 code for a protein of 514 amino acids.